This is a messenger RNA of Cyclospora cayetanensis, 2610 nucleotides long. RefSeq lists its product as uncharacterized. Lineage: Eukaryota; Apicomplexa; Conoidasida; Eucoccidiorida; Eimeriidae. The record is from RefSeq and is a predicted model, not a curated record. The transcript has 11 exons. Bases 1 to 2610 code for a protein of 869 amino acids.
AUGGAUUCGGAGCUUGAAGGGUCGGGGGUGGCCUCUUCCUCUCCUUCAGAUUUCUGGAGCCUCCCGCUGCAGCCCUCAUGGGGUGGGUGGUUUUUUGUCAUCACUGCCUUGUUUCAUGACGCACCCCGAUGGCUUCCAGAGGCGUGCAGUGCUGCCGGUGCCUUCUGCCAGCUGCCGCGUCAUGCGGCCGCAGGCCCCUGGGCAGAACACAUACCAAUGACUGCUGCAACUCAGCAUAGAGGGGGAAAAAACGCUGCGCCAUCCCCCGGGGCUAAUCAUAGAACAGCACCCCAGACACCUCCCAACUGCAUAGAGCGGCGUUCCUUGACGACAGAGGCUCUACCUGACGCUGAACAGGAACUCCUGUCUGCCUUGCAGCACGAUUUGCUGAAGGAUCCGGGGGUCUGGGUUGCUAGUUCCCUCCAACUGAGGGAGGCUCUGGCUGCCGUGGCUUCUCUUAAUACGAAAUCAGCUACCCAUGCAUCUGAGGGCAUGCCUGUCAACAACGCUGACCUGCGUGGGGCUGAGAGGGGUCUUUCUGAAGGGCGGCAGCAGCCUUCCAGCCAGCUCGAACAGCUUGUUGCGGCAGCCGCGGGGGCACCCUUACGACGGGUGCAAUUCCUUCUGCUGGACAGGCCCUUUCAUAGGCCCUGCAAAGUGCAGAACUCCCAGCUGCAGCAGCAGCCGCAGUACCCCCAGCCGAAAUUGACGGCCAGGGCGCCGCCGAUUCUGCUGCCUCUUGUGGUUCUUCCAGAUAAGCCUGGGGAGUUCACACAGCUUGAUGCACCAGAGCACGAGAACGCUGCAUCAAGCUCUGCGCUACACAUCGAGGAGGCAAUUACUUGGCUGCACACAGUAGUGGCAGCCGACGUUGCGCUCGCUGCUUCUGUCGCUGCACGGUCCGCAUCUUCCGUGCCGGGGCUUCGAACUCCUCUUCCUGACCGUCGGUUGGGAGGCGGCAAUGCCGCUUUUAAGCUGCCUGAGAUUGCAGACGCCCUUCUCGGGUUGCUGGAGCAAGCAAUACGUUCCAUCGCGGAUCGCGUGCAGCAGCUGCCACCCGCAUCGCUGCUUCACGCAGUCGGUUUGGCGGUUCACUUGGGCUCCCCGAAGCUUCAGGGCGUCCUGCCUCCGCACAAGGUGCAGCCGCUGCUCCUGCAGCUCUUGGCUGCUGCAAGGCCUCUAUUUAUAGCCCAGCAACGCAUUCUGGACGCGCGCUUCGCUGAUGCUCCUCAAUGCACCUCCGCCGAAAGCAGCGGCUCUUCUGCACCGGAGGAAAGCAACAUGGAUGCUGUUGACACGGAUGCCCGGCACCUGAGACCUCUGAAGGGCCAAGAUGGAGGGGAGGGGGAGGGACGUGCUACGUCAUUUCUCCCUCUGCACGAUGCAGCCUUCGUCUUGGGGCUGCUGGGCUGGCUUGUGCGUCGAGGCCCCCCGUCCACACGGGCAGCAAGCUCCGAAAUCCUCGCUGCCGUUGCGGAUUGUGUAGGGGAAAGAAUUGAGGCUCUCGACGCCACGGAAGCGGCAAAUCUCAUCUUUGCGGCCUCCGGCCCUCAAGGUUGUCCGCUGGCAGCAUGGCAGGAGUAUCUGCUCUUUAUGGCAGCGCGACAUCUCCUGCGCGUUCCAAUGGAGCCGCUUCUGGCUGCGCGUGUUCUGUGUGCUCUCGCGGACGUCGGAUUAGAGGACCACACUUUCUAUGCUACUCUCCUAGACGCUCUGCGCCCCGAUAUCACCAAACUUCCACCUGCGGACCUCGGCGCCCUUCUUCGCGCAUGCGCAAAGGUGAGGGCUCGGGAGUUGUGCUUCUUGCUACCAGCUUUUGCACAUCUCGAGUCCUUCGCUGCUUCUUUAAAGCCAACGGUGGCUGCGCAGGCCUUAGAAGCUGCAGGCGAUCUCGAUCUAAAGACUAACGCCUAUGAGGGGCUGUGGCGCCGAGUCUGUGGGGCGUUGCACCGAGGCCAGAUGCUGCAUGCUUCACUCCUGCCUGCUUCUCUUCUGCUCCUGGAAAGACCGCAACUGAUUCAGCACUUGCUGCGGGCGUGGACAGAAGCCCUUGUUUCCCGCAGAAGCACAAUGAACAAAUACGUCACUUGGCACAUUAUGAAGAAACACCGCUUUAUGCUUGCAGCAAAUGCUUCGGGCGUCCUCGGCCACACAGGCCUGCCCCUGCGACUUUGCAAGGCAAUGUACGAGCUAGAACACCGGGAGGGCUACCGAGUUGCGCCUUCCAGGCCGGAGAGCAGCAGCUUCCAUUUAGAAGUUGCUGCGGCUCUCGGAGACCUCGUGUUCAAACAGGAGGCGCAGGCGGGGCCUUUCUUGGUCGAUCUUCUCCUUCCUGGGCAAAUAGAGCACCGACCGUCCGGGCACGCAGAAAACAUGACUGCAAAAUCUUCCUCAAACGCGGCAUGCGGUAGCGGUGCUGCUGUUAUUGCUGCCGAAGGUAGCAUCAAUAGGGGAUUCUCCAACGCUGUUGCAGGGGAUAAGGAAAAGCCAAGUGGCUGCGAGAGCGCCAGCCAACCUGUACCGAAGCUCCAUACAAAGGAGCACACAGCCCUCCAGCCCUGGGAUCCCCGAAGACGAACUGAACGCGAGAUUUUAUUUUCAGUUGAGUAA